Molecule: messenger RNA, 1217 nt
Organism: Galleria mellonella (greater wax moth)
Lineage: Eukaryota; Metazoa; Arthropoda; Insecta; Lepidoptera; Pyralidae
Exons: 6
Coding region: 72-962 (296 amino acids)
Source: RefSeq, a predicted model, not a curated record
CCGACCAGAAAUGUAACCACAAAACUUCCUAUCACACAAAUAGACUCCCAAGAUCCCCACCAAACAUCGUAAUGCAACUCUUACGCGAACACAAUAUCCUGCCAGUGAUUAUUAAAGAUUUAACGAUGACCAGUUUUCUGAAAGAUGCAUCCUCGAAUAACAUCGAAGUUAAGGAGAAGAGAUCAUCCAAUGGGUCACUACGCUUGAUGAAUCCUGUAGCCAGCGGAGACAACGUGACAAAUUUAAAUUCCAUGCAUAAACUGAAGGAAGAGUCACCGUCGCUGAUACCAUGUUGUGAAGGAAGAGAAUUACAGAUCAACCAAGAGCUAGUCCGCAGCGGAUUGUCCGCCAUAUCGGUGAAGCACGACAGCGUAAUACACUGUGUAAGCAUGUCACACGCCUGCGAACUCAUGCAAGUAGCACCUGGUCUUGUCAAGCAUCGUAAUUCCUUCCGAAGCCUUCACCGGCCAGAUCUGAAGCGGGUUCCGUACCUCCGCCGCAUGAGCCCCGACGAACUGGAAACCCUAUUUCGUGGUUAUGCCGAAUUGCCACGUGCUAAAAAAGACAAAAAGGAAGAUAUAGAAAGAAUGACGCUACCACUUCCUCCAGACGAAAAUUGCAAAACUACGGAGAUUAAGCUAAUAACUGAUUUAGAUGACGGUAGUGGUGUAAACCCACUUCACCCGAUACCAGAGACGCGUUCCGGGGCAGAGGAUGUGCCGGCAGGGAUGCGGUUGCACGGAACUAGAGCGAAGCUGUACACUUCGGUGUUGGCGGGCGCCAAAGCCGGUGUUCAGUUAGAUAGGGUAUCCACAAACGAGGAAUACGACAAACACGUCCCAGAGGACACGGUGCCAGAAGACGAAGUCCAACUAACUGAAGAACUCCAGAUAAUACUACCGCCUCGAUGCGAUGUCACCGCCGAUUCAUCAAUCGCAACCUCUAAAGACAGCACCAGCUAACAAAAACUACACCUUAUCCAUCCAGCACUAAGAUACAAAUUCUUAGUUACGAUAUUAAAUGCAAUUCAAUUUUAAGUAUCAUAUACGUGUUGGUCUACAAGCGCGUUGAAAAAUGACAAGGUUGAUACGAAAGUCGAAGAAAAGAUUCGGUCAAUUACUCAUGUUCCUGGAUUGGAUAGUUAGUAACACCAUAAAAUAAUUUAAAGGUUAUAAUAUAUAGAUGAGUAAAUUACGAAAUUAAAGUAAACCAUUUUU